ACACGUUCUCUCAUUCUCAAAUUUGAGAACUCAGACUCUCUCUUUUGGAAGGGCUCAUCCGUCUUUCCUGUUUCCUUUCCAUACUCAUUUUCUUUCCAAAAAAAUCUAAACAUUUUACUUUUAAUAGCGAGAGCUCUGAAUCAAGAAAACCAACAAAAUUAGUGGGGUAAAUUUUGGCAAAAUAUCCUUUGAAAUCUUUGCUAAUUUCUCUCCCUAUUUCAUUUAAUAUACCAUUGGAAUAUUUUCAAACAUUAAUAUGAUAAAUUAAUUUCCAUAAUUUUCAAUUUUUUCAUCCACAAAAUCUGAUUCCAGAUUUCACUCUAUUAAUUUGUCUUUCUUGAUUCAAGGCAGGUCAUGGGUUUUUUGUUUCCUAUUAUAUUUCUAAUACCUGUUGCUUGAUUCAAGGCUGGUCAUUUUUUUUUUCCUAUUAUUUUUCUAGUUGAUAUCGUUCAAAUUGUUGGCUUUCUUAUUAGUAAUAAUGGCAAUAAUUCCAUUUGGGUAUGAAAAAUCAUUUCCAUUUCCAUAUUAGAUUAUGCAUAUCUGGUAUAAACCUUUUUUCCACUUGGAUCUGAAUAUAUUUUUGGGAAUAUUGUUGCUCUUUGACUUCGCAAUUUGCAUGAUUAGUGGAGAUGCAAGUUUUGAUUCUGGUAACACGAUGUCCGACCGAAGCCUGACCGUUAAGUUCGGGUCGAGUUGUAUUCGGUUUACAAGGUUCUAUCGGUCGACAACGGGUGGGAUGAUUCUCAACCCGAAUGAUUCGGGUCGAGUGCAGGUGCACUUCAAACCCGAUCCGCCCGACCCGUGGACAGCCCUACACAGUACACUACACAAUGGGGAUGGAUCGCCACCACGUCAACGGGUGGAUAAGAAAAGAGAAAAAUAGAUACUCACCUUGGCUGCAAAGAGCAUGAGAGACAAGCUCUUCUCAAGAUUAAACGAGACCUUAUUGAUGACCAUGCCCUUCUUUCUUCUUGGAGCUCCAAUCAAGAUUGUUGCACAUGGAGUAGUGUCGGGUGUAGCAACGAAACAGGCCAUGUCACCAAGCUCGACCUCUCCACCUCGUCCUGCUCUCCCCCAAGGCCUUUGCGAGGUAAACUUAAUCCUUCCUUGAUUGAGUUGAAAUAUUUGACUUAUUUGGAUGUGAGCUGCGCUGAUUUUAAUCAGAGCCAAAUCCCAGAAUUCAUUGCUUCUCUCUCCAACUUAGGCCACCUUAGCCUUGGUUCUGCUAAUUUCGGAGGAAAGAUUCCUUUUCAACUUGGGAAUCUUUCCAACUUGCAGUACCUUGAUCUUAGCCUGAAUAAUAAACCUGAGAACUUAGAGUGGCUCCCUCAACUUUCUUCUUUAGAAUACCUGGACAUGAGUUACGUUAACCUGAGCAAAGUCAAUAAUUGGCUCCAUGUUGUCAAUAAACUGCCGUACUGGACAUCCGUGAUCUUGAACUCUUGUAAUCUUCCGAAUUUUUUCUCUGUUCCACUUGUUAAUUUUUCUACUUCUCUUGAUGUCCUCGAACUCUCUGAUAAUGAUUUCACUUCUUCUUCUUCGGUACUAGAGUGGUUGUUCAAGUAUUGUUGAUCUUCAUCUCAUGGGGAACGAAUUUCGAGGUUCAAUUCCGGAUGAUUUUACCAGAAUAAACUCUCUUGCACAUCUCCAUCUCGAUUCUAAUAAGUUUGAAGGUGAGGUACCAAAAGCCUUUGGUGGUAUAUGUCAUUUGAAAACUUUGUCUCUAUCAGGGAACUAUUUGAAUGGACAACUUGAUUUUAUUCAAAAUUUGACCGAGUGUGCAAACCCUUCAUUAGAGGUUUUGUUUUUAAGUCAUAAUCAAAUCAUGCAUUUGAAUGGGACAAUACCUGUAAGUUUGGGAAAACUCUCCAACCUAGAGUCUCUGAUUCUUGGUUUCAAUCCACUGAAAGGUGUUAUUUCUGAAGCCCACUUCUCAAACCUCACAAAAUUGAAGCAUUUGGGAUUAUCUAAUACCAAAUUGGUUUUCAACUUCAGCUCUGAUUGGAGUCCUCCUUUCCAAUUAGAUUCUAUAGAUAUGAAAUCUUGCCAAGUAGGCCCUCGAUUCCCAAAAUGGCUUCAAAAUCAGAAAAAUAUCCAAGUGCUUGAUAUUUCUAAUUCUAGUAUUUCGGAUACUCUCUCCGAUUCUAAUUGGAUCUUCUCAAGUCAAUUAAUUCAUAUGAAUCUAUCUCACAACCAACUCAGUGGUCAUGUUCCAAAUUUGUCAUGGGAUUUCUCCUUUUUUCCCAUUCUAGACUUGAGUUCCAAUAAACUGGAAGGUGAAAUACCAAGAUUUUUAUUUAAAGCAGCAUAUUUGGAUCUUUCGAAGAAUAUGUUUUCAAAGCAAGUCCGAUCCCUAUGUACAGUCACUAAUGAAAACUUGAAUUUUCUAGAUCUUUCCAAUAACCAAUUAUCAGGAGAGCUCCCUGACUGUUGGAUGCAGUUUGAAGCAUUGAAAAUUCUUAAUUUGGCAAACAAUCAAUUUCAUGGGAAAAUCCCAAGCUCGGUGGGCUCUUUACAUAGGAUUGAAACAUUGGAUUUAAGCAACAAUAGUUUCAGUGGGGAACUUCCUCUGUCAUUGAAGAAUUGCACAAAAUUGAAGUUUAUUAAUCUUCAGAAUAAUAACUUGUUAGGAGAGAUGUCGAUAUGGUUAGGGAGCAACCAUCCAAAUUUAAUUGUCCUCUUACUUCGAUCUAAUCGCUUCUUUGGAAGCAUUCCUUCACAUCUCUGCCAUCUAACAUAUCUUCAAGUUUUAGACCUUGCGUUAAACCAAAUCUCAGGAAGUAUACCAAUAUGCCUCAAAAAUAUUAUUGCUUUGACUCAGAAAUGUACUCCAAAUUCAACCAUCACCCACUCAUGAUUUUUCCAUCUCCCCUAGCACUUCUGUGAGUACAGGGUAUGAUGAUCAUGCAAUUUGGAUCUGGAAAGGAAGAGGGUAUGAGUAUGAAAGUAUUCUUGGACUAGUAAAAAGCAUUGAUCUUUCGAGCAAUAAAUUGACUGGGGAAAUUCCUAGAGAAAUCAUGGAACUUAAUGGAUUGAUUUCUUUGAAUCUCUCAAGAAAUCUUUUAACUGGAAGAAUCCCUUCAGAGAUUGGUUUGUUAGAGUCAUUAAAUUCCCUAGAUCUAUCAAAGAACCAGUUGUGUGGUGGAAUUCCUUCAAGCAUUUCUCAAAUUAAUUCUCUAAGUUUCUUGAACUUGUCGAACAAUAACUUGUCAGGUGAAAUUCCAACUGGUCCUCAACUUAAUACCUUCAGUGCCACUUCAUAUGAAAUGAACCCAAAUCUUUGUGGAUUUCCACUUCCAAACAAAUGUUUAGGAGAAGAAAUGACUCAAAACUCAGUUGAGAAUAGAGGCAGUGAACGUGCUAGCAUACAAGAGGAGGAAGAUGGGUUUAUAACAAUGGGGUUUUAUGUUAGUAUGGCCCUCGGAGUUGUUGUUGGUUUUUGGGGAGUUUUUGGCACAUUACUACUAAACAAGUCAUGGCGGUUCUCCUAUUUCAAGUUCUUGGACAUUGUCAAAGAUAAGAUAUAUGUGACAGGGGCAGUGAAUAUGAAUAAAUUACGGCGGCAGCUUCAAACAUAAUUGGUAA
This is a messenger RNA of Quercus robur (English oak), 3585 nucleotides long. RefSeq names its product receptor-like protein EIX1. The coding region runs from base 1583 to 2857 and encodes 424 amino acids. The transcript has 2 exons. Gene Ontology annotation, molecular function: protein binding. The record is from RefSeq and is a predicted model, not a curated record. Lineage: Eukaryota; Viridiplantae; Streptophyta; Magnoliopsida; Fagales; Fagaceae.